UUUCUUAUUACUUCGAAAUUUAUAAAUUGCUGGCUUAGGAAUUAUACAUUUUUCCCAAGAACAAAGCCAAUCGAAAGUAGCAAAUACCUUGUAACCACAGACGCUCAACUUAAAACCGUUAUUCAGUCUUGUAGAAAAGCAAAGUCUAUAGCAGCUGAUACCGAAUUUAUUUGGGAUAGUAUUUAUAAUUCUGAUUUGCAAUUGUUACAAAUCGCUGCCGAUAAAAAAUACUUUGCUGUUGACGUUCAAUGCUUUGAGAAAAAUAAUCUUAAAAAUUUAUUGAAAUCUUUUGGGGAAAAAAAAGCAAUAAUGCACUCUUCUUAUAACGAUAAGCUUCUUAUUCAAAAAUAUGUUGGCUUUUCGCCUAAAAUUUUGGACACCCAAGUAGCUGCUGGCUUUUGUGGUUAUACUUUCUACGUUUCUCUUGCUCAGCUUGUUGAAGAUUGUAUUUCUCUGAAAUUGCCUAAAACACUAACACUUUCCGAUUGGUCUCGACGACCUUUAACUCCUGAACAAAUUGAAUACGCCAUUGAUGACGUUCGGCAUCUAAAAGCCGUCUGGGAUGUCCUUAGGCAGAAAUUAAUUUCUAUGGGGAGAUUGGAUUGGUUUGAGGAGGAAAUGAGUCGUCUUAACAACCUUGAUCACUACGAUGAGUCUCUUGACGAGUGCUGGAUCUCAAUUAAAGAGGCGCAGAACCUCGAGCCGAAGUACGUGACACGUGUUAAGGCGCUGGCACAGUGGCGGGAAAGCACAGCCCGCGUAACCAGCACGCAUCCCUCGCGGAUCAUGAAGGACAGCACUUUAGUUGCGCUCUGCUUGCAGGAGAUAAGGAGCCCGCCGGACAUCUUGGCUGUGCAGGGCCUUUCAGCGCCCACUAUUGCAAAGCACAGUGAGGCUAUUACCAACGUGCUAAGCGCCGCUCAAAACACUCCCACCGCCGAUUAUGUCCAAUUCCCUGAACACCGCAAGCAAAAAAAGGAAAACAUUCGGCUCGUGUCUUUACUCUCUCUGGCGUUACCGUCUUUUCUAGACAAGCAUGGCAUCAACCGCGAUCUUCUCGUGGAUCAGCAAGAGCUCAACUUAAUAGCGAAUCUUGCUGAAGAAGAGCUGUGUUGCCAGAAGCUGAGGGUAUUUGACUCGUGGCGCAAGGAACUUGUAGGCGACACGCUGCUGUCCAUAAAAAGAGGGAAGGCGGUGUCUUUUAGCUGGAACGUGAGCAAGAAAGUACUGGAAGGGAGCACGUCAUAGGAUGCAACCAGCCCGGCG
Molecule: messenger RNA, 1266 nt
Organism: Zophobas morio
Lineage: Eukaryota; Metazoa; Arthropoda; Insecta; Coleoptera; Tenebrionidae
Product: ribonuclease D-like
Exons: 14
Coding region: 310-1248 (312 amino acids)
Biological process (GO): nucleobase-containing compound metabolic process
Molecular function (GO): 3'-5' exonuclease activity; nucleic acid binding; nucleotide binding
Source: RefSeq, a predicted model, not a curated record